This is a messenger RNA of Megalops cyprinoides (Indo-Pacific tarpon), 1339 nucleotides long. Its product is annotated as calcium-responsive transcription factor-like. Lineage: Eukaryota; Metazoa; Chordata; Actinopteri; Elopiformes; Megalopidae. Gene Ontology annotation, molecular function: DNA-binding transcription factor activity. The coding region runs from base 80 to 1339 and encodes 419 amino acids. The transcript is spliced from 3 exons. The record is from RefSeq and is a predicted model, not a curated record.
GAAGUCUCGUGUUUAAAAUAUUUUCUUCUGGAAAACAAACGCUUGAAGAGUUCUUUUAUUAUUAACUUCCAGAAACCGAAUGGACGAAUCUUCUAUUAAUCUCGAUAAAUUGGAAACAUUGCUGGAGGGAUUUCACAAUGACGGAAACUACAUUCAUGGCUAUGUGACUAACGAGACGAGUGUUCACAACGCAGUGGAAAUAUACAGACGCGUCACCGCCACAACGUUCAGUGUGAGAACGUCAACCCCCCUUAACUUUGAGCCAAAUAAGGCUGAGAAGGGGAGGUUCAGCACCCGUUCAAUCAAGUUCACCAAAUCCAGCUGUCCGAACCUUAAUGAGGAUGGAGUUCCCUUCAUGCACGGGGGCAGGAAAAUUCUGGAAUGCCAGUUCGGUCCGAAACGGGAGCAUGAAAAAAAGAGCAACAAGGACGAGAGCCUCACAGUGCCUGAACUUCAGAAAUCGGAAGACAUGGAGCAUGAUUAUACACCAGCCUGCGGACCAGUGGCUAAAAGAAAACGGCUCAACAGUCGGGGCACAAGAAAGAAGGGGUGUCAGGCUAAGAUUAGCAUUGUGCAGGUGUGCAGGUUCCCUGAGUACGCUGUAACCAGGAACAAGUGCAUCAGCAUACAACAGAUCCAGCUAAAGGAAAGACUGCUGCAAGACCUGAACGAUGGGAAGGAGGUGAAGGUCGAGAACAGGUUCUACAUUGACCUGCCGCUCGAAAAGGCCCACUGCAAUCACCCGCUGGGGGGCGUGUCGGGAAUGACUCAGACUGUACACCCACAAAUAAUCCAGUGGAUUGACCAGCUGGUGGGGGAGGGAAUGACCGACGCCCUGGAGAUACAAGCAAAGCUGAGACACUUCGUGAACACCAGGAUGUCGGACACCGCCGCCCCCAAUUUGCUUGACAGGGGGUAUUACCCCAAGCUGCGAGACAUUAAGAACCACAUCUACAGGGCCAAAGUGAGACGCCGCAUCAUCAAGCUGGGCCGCGAUGACAUCACAGAGCUGGGCCAAGACCACAUCACGAAUAUCGCCUGCGAAGAGGUUGCGGAACUGGACAAAGAUGUGUACACCGAGGAACAGCAGGUCGAGCCAGAUGACUGUGCAGCUGCAAUACUGACAGAACAGUGCGCAGUGUGUGCUGACAGUGACGGCGCCAUCAUGAGGCAGAGGGCAGAAUUGCUUUUGGAACUGGAUAUGCUCAGACAUAUGGUGCACCAGUGCACAAACCUCCCUGCCCUGCAGAGACUGAUAGAAGACACAAAGGCAAUGCAGGAGAGGAUCCAGCCGCUUCUGGACGAGCCGUCAGAGGGAUGCACACCGUCCACUGCGUAA